CUCGUCUUUCCUUUUCUUAUUUAUAAAAAUUAUAAUAUAAGUUGUAAAAUUCCUGAUAUUUUUAUUAGUCUUAUUAGGUGUACAUUUGUUCUUUUUAAAAUAUAUUCAAAAGUGUAAUUGAAACAAUGCUAAUUCUUAAGCAGUUUACCACUCUAGUUGCAACGACUUGUAUUGAAUUAUUAGUACAAAGCGUGAAUGCUGCAUUACCAGAUCCCCGGUGGGGUCAUGCGGCAGUGCUUUUAAGAAACAACUUAUAUAUUUAUGGAGGAAAAGUGGGAUUGACUAGAGAAGCUGAUCUUAAUGAUACUAGCCAAAAUUCGAAUCAGCUUCUUAUGCUUAAUGUAUCAGACUCUUUCUCGGUAUCAGAUCCUGGAUGGAUGACACGUUUCGUGGGCCCAAACGUUGCAUAUCAUACACUUAGUAUAGGUGGAUCACAAAAUGAACUUUUAGUGUUAUAUGGUGGAGAAUAUGCAAAUUCAACUGAUGAACAAAUACUAGAAAAUCCAUUAUUUUAUUACGAUACUUUAAAUUCAUCUUCCGUUUGGGACAAUGCUGGCUUAAGUUUGGGAACACCACGGAUGUCACACACUGCUGUUACAAAAUUAGAUAAAUCCAUAAAUUAUUUUUUUGGUGGCAUACCUAAUGUGUCUAACUCUUUAAUUUCAUCACAAGUUCAAUUUCAGGAUUUAUUUAAAUUGGACACAAAAAAUAAUUUAUGGAGCCUCCAAGCUACAGAUCCAAAUACACCAUCAGGAAGAUUUCAUCAUACUGCAACGAUUCUUUCAGAUGGAAAAAUGUAUGUAAUUGGAGGGUAUUCCAAAGAUGAAUUGGUAGAUAUGAGUCAAAUUUAUGUUUAUGAUACAAUAAAUGCAAAAUGGGAUGUUCAGACUGCAGGUGGUAAGUUGCCAACAGCACGUAGAGCCCAUGUUGCCGUAGGAACACAUGACGGUAAAGUGAUCAUACAUGGUGGUGUUAACAUAAAUUAUAAUGUGUUAUAUGGGGAUGUUGCGGUUUUAGAUACAACACAAUCACAAUUUGUCUGGAGUUUAAAAGAAACAAAAGGAGCUGUUCCUCCAGCAAGAUAUUCUCAUACAGCUACCAUGGUUGGAACUAAUAUGUUGAUUGCGUUUGGGUAUUUAGCGAAUGAUGUUUCUGACAAUAACAUUUAUGUCCUUGAUACGACCACAUUCACAUGGAAAGAAAAUUAUACUCCAAAUAAUUUGGAUUAUACAAAUACAAUACCCCAUAGUGGCGUUUCACAGGAACCCUCGUCUUCAAAAGCUGGAACAAUAGCAGGAUCAGUAAUAGGAGUAAUAUCCUUUUUUUUGUUGAUUGGUGGUUUAUUUUUGUUUUAUCGUAGACGAAAGCGGAAUGCCUUUUACGCAGCACCUUAUUCGAGCACAGGGGAACAACCUUCAAAUCAAGAUAAAUCAAAAAAAUUUAGUAUAUCAUCUGGAUCCACUGCUGUUGAAGAAUUACCACGACUAAGCAUGGCUGGAACUUCAGAGAAUGGUGCACAUGGAAAAGAUUAUACUACGAUAUUAGAAGAAAGGAUGAUGGAUAGUGAUGUUCAGCAGUCAAAUUUUUUGAUUGUUCCCAAAUCGACACUACGUGUUACAAAUCCAGACAACAAUUAAGCUGAAUUUAAUUUAAUAUCUAACGUAAAUGCAGGGUGUGUCAUAUAAUGAUGACAAAUAUCAAAAAAUGACGAUGUCAUAUCAACAUCCUAACCUUGCCAAACGUAACUCCGCAGUGCAGGAUGCAUUCGAAUUCUCUUGAACUUUUUAUAUGUAAAUUAUAAUUUGUAUUUUAUAAUCUAAAAUAAUGUAUUUUAAUAAUAUUUUUCCGUUAACCCUAUUAAACCUAUAACCCUGAUAUCUAAAAAUGUUUGUUACGUAAUUAACGUAACGCGUUAACGCGUAGUACCUUAUUUAGCAUAAGACUAUUUGUAAUAACCAAGUUUGGCACGUAAAUCAUCAUCCCGCCCACUCACCUGCCAACUCCCCAAAAGUUCAAC
This is a messenger RNA of Rhizophagus irregularis DAOM 181602=DAOM 197198, 2017 nucleotides long. RefSeq lists its product as uncharacterized. The record is from RefSeq and is a predicted model, not a curated record. Gene Ontology annotation, molecular function: protein binding. Lineage: Eukaryota; Fungi; Glomeromycota; Glomeromycetes; Glomerales; Glomeraceae.